ACAGCCCGCACGCCUUCCUUGAAACGCGCGCGCCUGCCUUCCAACGCCAUCAUCUCGAAACGCCCGCUGUUGCACGCGGCGCUGCCGAGUCCGUUCGCCAGCGCUGAAAAGCCAAAGGUGCUAUACAUCACGCGCACCUCGCCGUUCAUACCGACGUGCAAGCGGAUCCGCGCGCUGCUCGCGCAGACGCAGAGACGCGCUGCGCAAUCCGCGAGUGAAGUGCGAGGCCGCGGGAGGGGGUCUAGAGGGAGGGGUCGCGGGCAGCUGGAAGCAAACGGGCGACUCUCGGCGGCGGACGUCGAAGCCAGCAUCGCCGAGGGUGCGGGGAGAGCGAGGGGAAAGAGGGAGACUGGAGGCGGGGGUGAGGAAGUCUACUUGAAAGCGACGGGGCGGGCGAUACCGCGGGCGCUGGAGCUGGGUGUGAAGUUCCAAGGCGAGGAUGAUUGCCGCGUGCGGGUGGAGAUGGGUCGCGUGCAAGCGAUUGACGACGUGGAGAUGCAGCCGAGUCCAGACGGGGAGCCAGAAGACGAGGGAGAAGACAUGCCGGAGACGCGGAUACGCGUGCUCAGCACGGUGACGGUGAGCAUCGGGCUG
Molecule: messenger RNA, 594 nt
Organism: Didymella exigua CBS 183.55
Lineage: Eukaryota; Fungi; Ascomycota; Dothideomycetes; Pleosporales; Didymellaceae
Exons: 1
Biological process (GO): rRNA processing; tRNA 5'-leader removal; intronic box C/D snoRNA processing
Cellular component (GO): ribonuclease MRP complex; nucleolar ribonuclease P complex
Molecular function (GO): RNA binding
Source: RefSeq, a predicted model, not a curated record